CGAAGCAACAGCAGCAUAAGCAGACGGGAAGCAGUCCGGCAGCCAGCGCGUCGCGACGGGGGGGUUUGAAAGAGAAACUAGCCCAACUGUUCGUCCUGGACCGCCGAACACACCCCCUCACCUUAAUACAGUUGUGAACGAUUAGCGGCACCAGCUAGUCUUGGCCUCUGUCGUCGGUAUUAGAGGUGAAUAGAUAAAAAAGCGAGGAUGUUGGUCCCCGCGGGAAGAUAAUGAAGAAGCUGCGCGUGUUGUUGCUGUGCGCCGUUUUAGCUCUCCUGUGCUGGCACUCUUGUCAUCAUGUUUAUUGUUCAGAAGAGAUCUCCCCUGGCCCAGGACUCCCUGCACAGGAUGACAGCCGUUCCACAACGCAGGAACCAGGGGCCGAAGACAAGGUUGAGGAGGAAAGGGCGACACACACUCAGUCAUCGUACGACGUGGGUCUGGAGACAGAGAGAGCUGCACUAAAGGAAACAACAUUGCCCUCACAAGACACCCUGCAUGAAGAGAAGCACAAACAGACUGUGAAUUUGGAAGAAGUGUUGGAGGAGCCGCAGAUUCAGCUCGAGUCUGCUCUCCCUGAGCUACAACAACAACAACAACAACAACAGCAGCAGCAGGAGCAGCAGCAGCAACCAGAGCCCCAGAGCACCCAACAAUCAGACCAACAACAGUCAGCUCAACCACCAACACUUACACAGCCCCAGACAGCACCGCCACUUUCCCAGCCCCAGCCAGACCCUGAAACCCCACCGGCCACUGCCACAGAGGACCAGGCUGCUUUAACCCCCUCACAGACUGACCCACACGGAGAAGACCCAUCCGCACCUCCUGCUGAACUUCAGAAGAGCCCAGAGUCAGCCUCACCUACCUCAGUCACCUCCUCCGAGAGCUCCUCCAGUGGACUAGACGUUCCGCGUCCUGAUGCCCCUGUAGAGAACUCUAGUGCCAGUCAGUGUGAGGUGGGCUCUGUGCCCCCCUUCAGCCAGUCCCUUGGCACCCCGCUCACCAGUGUUGUGGAGGAACAUCAAGCAGAGAACCAGUCUGCCACAUUGGGAGAACAGAGUCCAGAGACCAGUGCUGACCCGACUGCCACUCUGCUCCCGAGUGAGCUGGACCUCACAGAGCUGGGGCAGACAGCCAGUAUCCCUCCACCUACAAAAAGCCAGCAGGUGGUGGACCACGAGGGAGCAACAGACCCUCCUGUACCCAGUAAAGAGGACAUCCCCACUUUUGAUGAGUGGAAGAAGAAAGUGAUGGAAGUAGAAGAGAAGAAAAGUCAGUCUCUGCACACUUCAUCUAAUGGCAGCCCUCAUCCAGUCAAAAAGGUCCAAAAGAAUUUCAAGAAUAACUACGCUUCUGUCGAAUGUGGGGCCAAAAUCCUCUCGGCCAACAAUGAGGCCAAGAGCACAUCUGCCAUCCUGAUGGAGAAUAUGGAUCUGUACAUGCUGAACCCCUGCAGUACCAAGAUCUGGUUUGUUAUUGAGCUCUGUGAGCCAAUCCAGGUGAAACAGCUGGAUAUUGCAAAUUUCGAGUUGUUCUCCUCUACACCAAAAGAUUUCCUUGUGUCCAUAAGUGACAGGUAUCCGACCAAUAAGUGGAUCAAGCUGGGCACCUUUCAUGCCCGUGAUGAGCGCACCGUGCAGAGCUUCCCUCUGGACGAGCAACUCUACGCCAAAUAUGUCAAGAUGUUCAUCAAAUACAUAAAGGUUGAGCUACUCUCCCACUUUGGCUCUGAACACUUCUGUCCGCUCAGCCUGAUCAGGGUGUUUGGCACCAGUAUGGUGGAGGAGUAUGAUGAAAUAGCCGACUCUCAGUACACGUCAGAAAGAGCCGAGUAUCUGGAUGAAGACUACGAUUACCCACCUGGCUACCUGCCCUCAGAGGACAAGACAUCGAAGAAUCUGCUGGGCUCCGCCACUAACGCCAUCCUGAACAUGGUAAACAACAUUGCAGCAAACGUGCUUGGAGGGAAAACGGACCUGGAGGACGGAGCUGAAAUGGAAGGAAACGUUUCCUCUGGGACAGAAAAUGUCACCCAGGCGUCAACAGAAACCACACUCAUGCCAGAACCUACAGAACAGCCCUCUACGCUGGAUGUUCUUGAGCUGGAUCCCACUCUAGUAAAGGAGGACUUAGAGGUUCCUGUUCCUGAGGCUUCUUCAGAACCUCCCCCUGAGGAGAGCCGUAUCGUCAUCCUCAUCGAGGAGGAGGAAGAGGCCACCCAGCCAACAGUGACCCUGCUGGAGGAGGAGCGAGAGGAGGAGAAAAGGCUAGAGGAGAGGUGGGAGCGGGAGAGCGUCACAUACUGCGGCCACCUCUCCACUUUGUCCUGUUUGGCGUCUUUGCACGAACACUUCUACUGCUACUGCUCAGCAGCACUAGCACUACAGCGCCAGCGUAGAGACCGCCGUCAUAAAGCACAGCACGCACACACCGAUGCAGAUACUCAAGCCGCCCCACAGCAGUCCCUCCCCGACACCACCCUAACCCAAGAGCCCCCUGCGGCCUCCGAGAAACUUCCAGAAACAGAGCAACCAUCUCAGGCACAAGCCGAGAGGAUUUCUCCCACAGAAACGGUGGCUUCUCCGCCUCAGUCCUCUAGCGGCGAGUCUGUUGUCACAGAACAGGAGCUCCCACCUGAGACCAUUCUGUUAGAGCCCAGCCGUACCUCCACCCUUCCCCCACACAGCUUCUCCGACACCCCCACCCAAAACAUCCCAGAGUCCCUACCCACGGGUGAGCCCGUGGACCAGCGUCCUCAGUACCUGGUGGACAUCCCAGAAACCCAUACGGCCGCCAGCAGCGCCAGCAGCAUCCUCUCUCCCAGUGCCGUCUCCUCUCUCCCAGUGCUCUCCUCCACCACCACCACUGAACCCCACAGCCCAGAGAUGGAGCUUCCCAAACUGGAGCUCCCCGUCGCCACCAAAGAGCAGACGGUUCAGCCGUUGCCCACCCACACUCGCCCCGCCGAUAUCCCACCUCCUACUGAACUUCCUGUUAUGCUGCCGGAGGCCUCGGAUAUCGUCAAGACUGAAGAUCCUCACCACAGGGCUGUGGCUUCCCAGCCAGAGCUUUCUGAAUCGCCUCUGUCUCAACAAGAGGAGACCGUUGACGACAUCCUGCUACCGCACCGCACCGCUGGAGAGUUUUACGCGGAGCAGCAGCAUUCGGCGGAAAUGGGCCACGGGAAUGGAAACGGCAAUGGGAAUCAGGUGCACGGAUCCAACCAGAAGGAAUCGGUGUUCAUGAGAUUGAACAACAGGAUUAAAGCACUGGAAAUGAACAUGUCCCUCAGCAGCAGAUACCUGGAGGAGCUCAGCCAAAGGUAUCGUAAACAGAUGGAGGAGAUGCAACGGGCUUUCAACAAGACCAUCAUCAAACUGCAGAACACCUCCAGAAUCGCAGAAGAGCAGGACCAGAAACAGACAGAGUCUAUACAGCUGUUACAGAGCCAGCUGGAGAACGCUACCAGGAUCAUGCUGAACCUGUCUGUCACUGUUGCUCAGCUACAGCGAGAGGUGUCUGACAGACAGAGUUACCUGGUGCUGUCUCUGAUCCUGUGUCUGACGCUGGGUCUGCUGCUGUGCAUGCAGUGCUGCAGGAGCUCGCCCAGUCACAACACCAGUUCAACCAUUCCCACGAGCAACCACUACCCCAGCCCUAAGAGGUGUUUUUCCUCAUAUGAUGAUAUGAGUCUGAAACGGAGAGUUUCUUGUCCUCUCGUUCGUUCAAAGUCAUUUCAGCUGCCCACAUCAGAAGUAGGUCCUGAUGACUUGUACAUUGUAGAACCUCUAAGGUUUUCUCCAGAGAAAAAGAAGAAACGUUGCAAGACAAAAGGAGGGGAGCGAGUGGAGACGCUCCGGGCCUCGGUCCCUUCAGUGACGGGCGUUAAUGCUGAGCCCAGGUGCAACGGUGAAACAACAUCAUCAUCAUCAUCGCCUUCUCUUCAGUUCCUGCCGUCAGCGUGCAACGGCUACGCUUCCACCUGCUCGUCCAGGGACUGCGCCUCGGAGGGCAGCUCGGAGAGCUCCGCUUCGACGCUGUCCGAGGAGUCCUUCAGCAGCGCCCCCUCCGUGAACGGACACGACCCCACCCUGUGCAACGGCGAGCCCCCCCCGGCCAAGAGCAAGAUGGAGAAGAGGUCUCUGAAGCGCCGCAAGUCCAAGAACGCCGAGCAGGAGGCCCGGGCCGUGGGAGACAUACUGCCGCUUCCUGUGACCGUCAUGCCCGCUGGAGAGGAGCUCAAAGGAAAGGCGGACCUGGCCGUGGCCACUUUCGGGAGGACGGCUGUAACCGGACGAGUUUGAGUUUUCACGCCGCCGUUUUU
This is a messenger RNA of Puntigrus tetrazona (Sumatra barb), 4327 nucleotides long. It is a transcript of the gene suco, whose product is annotated as SUN domain containing ossification factor. NCBI's taxonomy places the organism in Eukaryota, Metazoa, Chordata, Actinopteri, Cypriniformes, Cyprinidae. The record is from RefSeq and is a predicted model, not a curated record. Gene Ontology annotation, cellular component: cytoplasm; membrane. Gene Ontology annotation, biological process: regulation of bone remodeling; protein folding in endoplasmic reticulum.